This is a messenger RNA of Planococcus citri (citrus mealybug), 1929 nucleotides long. It is a transcript of the gene Task7, whose product is annotated as TWIK-related acid-sensitive K[+] channel 7. Gene Ontology annotation, molecular function: potassium ion leak channel activity; outward rectifier potassium channel activity. The transcript has 6 exons. Lineage: Eukaryota; Metazoa; Arthropoda; Insecta; Hemiptera; Pseudococcidae. Gene Ontology annotation, cellular component: plasma membrane. The record is from RefSeq and is a predicted model, not a curated record. Bases 267 to 1376 code for a protein of 369 amino acids. Gene Ontology annotation, biological process: potassium ion transmembrane transport; stabilization of membrane potential.
UAGUAUAAUUUUGUACUUGUGCAGUAAUGUAAUAAGUAUAACUGUGUUUGUAGUGAGUGUAUGCAAGUUAUGUAUGUGAUGUGAAUGUUAUCGUCAUUUAUAAUCAUGUCUUCAUGAAGGAAACGGACGAAACCAUCAAUAAUGGCGUGUAUUGCAGUAUUGCAUUCAUUAUGGAGGAAUAAAAAUGAGGAAAACUUCAAAUCUGAGUCAGCAGUAUGGCGAGUUUACAUCAGAUUGAUGAAUAUUGAUCAGUAUUGUGCAGCACUAUGAAGCGUCAGAACGUUCGCACUCUUUCUCUUGUAGUUUGUACGUUUACCUAUUUGCUGGUCGGAGCGGCUGUGUUUGAUGCUCUGGAAUCGGAGACGGAGCGCAAACAAUGGGAAUUUCUUUCGGAUAUGAAAAGUUCCAUGAUGAAAAAGUACCGCAUGUCCCCCGAAGAUUAUAAAAUGUUGGAAAUUGUGGUCAUUGAAAAUAAACCGAACAAGUCGGGCCCGCAAUGGAAAUUUGCGGGCUCCUUUUAUUUUGCUACCGUUGUUCUCGCUACUAUAGGUUAUGGCCACUCUACUCCAGUAACAGUUGGAGGCAAAGCAUUUUGUAUGGCUUAUGCUAUGGUGGGCAUUCCACUAGGUCUCGUCAUGUUCCAGAGUAUCGGUGAACGUUUGAAUAAGUUCGCCUUUGUUGUUAUACGAAAAAUGAAAACUUACAUGGGUUGCAAGAAAAUAGAAGCUACUCAGAUGAAUUUAAUGUUCGCUACCGGAUUACUUUCGUCAAUUAUCAUUACAUCUGGUGCCGGUGUUUUCUCCACUUACGAAGGAUGGACGUAUUUCGAUAGUUUUUAUUAUUGUUUCGUCACAUUGACUACGAUUGGUUUCGGAGAUUACGUCGCCUUACAGAAUGAUCACGCUCUCAUGAAGAAACCUGGUUACGUGGCCUUAAGUUUGGUAUUUGUGUUAUUCGGAUUAGCUGUAGUUGCUGCUAGCAUCAAUCUUUUGGUAUUACGAUUCAUGACCAUGAAUAUCGAAGACAAUAGACGGGAAGAAGAAGAGGAAAUGCAGAAAAAUAUCAUCGUGGAUGAAGACGUUACGCUGACUUUGAAUGGUAAACUAUUGGCCGAACGUUUGAUAUCGGCGGGAAACGAAGAUUUCGAUCAAGUUUCCGUUUGCUCUUGCUCGUGCUUAGACUUAAGGAACCAUCGCAGAUAUACUAAUCAGUACGACCAAGGAUUAUUAUCAAUGAGUCCUAUGAACAACAUUAACAGAAACGCCAAUAACAUUAUUAAUAAUAACAAUAAUGCCGACAUCGAUAACCAAAACCAAGAUGUCGCAUCGACAUGUUCUUGGGCGAGAACCUCCAAAAUUGAGCUUAUGGUUUUGUGAAAUCGGUACCUACCUACCUAACUACAUACCUGUAAUUCUAAAAUAAUGUAAGACCAUUAGUCUCGCUCUUUGUGUAGAGGUAUAAGAGCAUGUAUGGACAUUGGAUUCAAAAUUUUAACGUGCUGAGCACUGUGAUGUUGAAACAUUAUGAAAAACUGGUGAUUUUGUUUAGAAAAAAUGAAAAAUUUGCAUUUUUCAUAAUUAUGCUUUGAGUAUCAUGAGUAUUAAAACAACAUCAAUUUUGAAAAAAAUCGAUUUUUCUGAUCUCAAAAUUUUUCUAAUUUAACCAUAGUGUGAAUGUGGCAAUGCCAAAAUAAAAAUUGUCACAUUGAAGUAGUUGUACGAUGAGGACGCUCGACCUUUGAAUAUGAUUCACUCGAUCAAAUGGGCCGUUUCACGUUCUCGUCAACUCGAUCGAUUUUCUUAACUUAUGUAAUUUUGUAUUUUAUAUUUUCGUUGAUCCGUAAUACUCAUGUCACACGUAGUACCUGUACCUUGUGUUUUCGAAUAUUGUCUUAAUGUUGUGUAAAUAAAUUAGUGUCUCGUUUGAAAA